UAAACGCGCAUUUUUUAUGCAAACAGAUAAGACUUUCAGUUGAAAGCUCUGUAACUGUAUAGCUGUGAUAUAUGCGAAAUUUAAAAUAAAUCUAAGGUUUACGUGGUAAAUAUCUGCGGCGCUGAGGUACUGCUAUAUGAAGGGGUCGUUAAGGGUAGCGCAGUACUGUCUCUACGUGGUUCGCGCCUUCGAGCUGCCGAGCGGAGGUGUUGCGCUGCGAGCGCUACCUGAAGAGAAGCACAGGGUCGUGCACUUGAGAGGCCGGGUGAUAAUGUCUCGUGAAUGAAUAUUUAAUUGCAGACAUACACAACAGUGCAGUUUCUUUGCGUUUUUCUCCCUUUGUGUCCUGCAGCGUUAGCCACCCUGGACGCGCUAGCACUGUGUAUAUACAACAAUGAGUAGCGAGGACUCGAACCCAGCUGCCGUGCCGACUCCCUGCCAAGACGUCCAGGGAGAUGGGCGCUGGCUCUCUUUGCACAACCGCUUUGUGUCAAACAGUAAGGACAAGGAGCCUGAUGUCCUGUUUGUUGGAGACUCCCUAGUUCAACUCCUUCACCAGUUUGAGGUGUGGCGACAGCUCUUUUCCCCCCUCCACUCACUGAAUUUUGGGGUAGGUGGUGAUGCUACACAACAUGUUCUCUGGAGACUCGGCAAUGGGGAGUUGGACCAUAUCAGCCCAAAGGUGGUUGUUUUGUGGGUUGGCACUAACAACCAUGGUCAUACUCCAGAGCAAAUCUGUGGUGGUAUUCUUGCUAUCACACAGCUCAUCAGCAACAAGCUGCCCCACGCUUACACUAUUAUACUGGGAUUGCUGCCCAGGGGUGAGAACCCCAACCCCCUUCGUACAAGGAAUGCCCGUGUGAAUGAACUACUCCAGGAAGCAGUAACUUCCAUACCCCAGGCCUCCUACCUCUCAGUGGAUUGCAGCUUUGUGCAGUCUGAUGGAAGGAUUUCCCACCAGGACAUGUACGACUACCUGCACCUCACACCUCAGGCCUACCAGAAAGUGUGCAGGCCCCUGCAUGCUGCCAUCAAGCGCCUGCUGGACAAACCAAAUGAGAACUGAGGACCUGGCAGAAGAUUAAAGUUGUGUAUGCACUGUACAAGAUUGUCUGCUUUAUAUUGUAGUAAAUGUAAUACAGCUGGAGGAGGGGUUGCCCUGAGUUCUUGGUGCUUCAUAUGCCACAUUAAACGUAACAGAAUCUAAUAGAGUGCAUUUGCUGUCUUAUUUAUCACUUUGGCACAUUUAGUUAUUAUGCAGUUUCAUAAUUCCCUCCCCUGACAUCUGUAGAAAGAGGCCUGUUCACAAUGAAGGUCUGGAGAUGAUAAAGACAUGGAAGAUUUAAUCUUGCAUUAGAAAGGAUAUUUUGAGCUGAUGUGAGAACUAAGAAGCCCAGACAGUAGAUGGAGGGGGUUUUUUUUAUAUAAAUUCUGUAGCAUUAGAUUACUGUAACUCUAACAAUGGGUCCAGUUCUUGCUGGAGUCACUGUAUUUUUCAGUGACCUUAUGUUCUGUUUCCUUAUUCUCACAGCUUUCAGUUGAUGUGACUUUUUGUUUACAAGAGCACAAGUAAUGAUGCUAGUUAAGGGUUUAGUAGUAGGGUAGGAGAAUGUGGGACUUGGGGGGGUUAACUCAAAUGCUUUCAGACCACUGCAUUAAUCUCCAUUGGCAUUCUCUCCUCUAAUGAAUUCUUAUUACUUUCUCAUGGGUAUAAGGAUAAACUCCUGUUUGUAUUUAGGAAACUGGGAAAUGUGUCAGCCCCAGGAAUAAAGCUGUAAAGAAGACAUAAAUGUGAAAAAGAUGGGAACCUAAAUUGUGAGUGGGAUACAGUGAUGUCUUACCCCCUACAAUAAAAAUAAUUGUGAAUGUUUUUCACUGACACAUGCAAA
Molecule: messenger RNA, 1889 nt
Organism: Scleropages formosus (Asian bonytongue)
Lineage: Eukaryota; Metazoa; Chordata; Actinopteri; Osteoglossiformes; Osteoglossidae
Gene: pafah1b3
Product: platelet-activating factor acetylhydrolase, isoform Ib, gamma subunit
Exons: 7
Coding region: 395-1066 (223 amino acids)
Cellular component (GO): cytoplasm
Molecular function (GO): platelet-activating factor acetyltransferase activity
Source: RefSeq, a predicted model, not a curated record